This is a messenger RNA of Peniophora sp. CBMAI 1063, 1671 nucleotides long. NCBI's taxonomy places the organism in Eukaryota, Fungi, Basidiomycota, Agaricomycetes, Russulales, Peniophoraceae. The record is from the annotation of a GenBank genome assembly.
AUGUCCAGCGACUUGUUGGGAAACGCUGAAAAAUAUUGGCGACCUCUAGUUGAAGCUCGAUUCUCGUUGGCCUCUGCGCAUAUCGACGCGUUAGACACUGAGAUAUCUGCACUGAAAGAUGUGGUGCAUGCGGCCAUGCGGAUGCGCAAUAAGCGCAUAGGCGCGUGCCGCCUUCCGCCAGAAGUCUUGACGGAGAUAUUCCUGUACCUACGAGACGAUUGGGUUCCCUGGCGCGAGUUUUGGACGACAAACGAUGGUACUCAGAAGCGAGGCCCGUUCGAGAUGAGGUGGAUGACCGUGACCCACGUCUGCAGCGAAUGGAGAAAUACGGCAAUCGGGGCAUCCAGCCUCUGGACGCGACAAGUCGACUUCAUAUAUACGCCACUACACUACCUUCCUACGAUCCUUGCUCGCUGCAAAUCUCAUCCAUUAUAUCUGGAGGCCACAGAACUUGGCGACGAUACUUUUCGCGAAGUGAUAGGUUGGCUCUGUCCAUCCAUUUGUCUCCGCCUCCGUCACCUUCGCCUGAGCGCUUACACCAACGAAUUCUACGCACGGCUGAUGCCACUCAUCGCUCCACAUCUUGUCAACGUACGGUCGCUCGAGCUCGAAAGCGAGGAUUUCGAUUCCAACAUCGGACUUUCUCCCCCGCUUUGCCAUAUGACUCAAAUCACAAGACUCCAUCUUGUAGGCUUUCAGUUCCCUUGGGACUCGCCUAUCUUGUCUUCCAAUCUGGAGGAACUUUAUCUACAGCAGGAUGCAGCUGACAAUACUGCGUAUCCAACACUUGCGCAAUUCCGCGCGAUCUGCGACGGCCUUCACUCCUUGCGCCAAAUCACUCUCAUCAAUGUCGUGCCAACUGAGCCCUUCGGUGACACCGCACCCAUACACAUGCCCGGCACCUUGAGACAUUUCUUCUUUCACUGUUAUUCUACGGUGAACAGUGCUAUUGGCCUGAAGGUGCUAGCCUUACUCCGUUACCCACGCGACUGUGUGAGGAUAGUAACGUUGGACAACACGGCGUACUCUCUGACAGCAGGACCUGGCGACAUCGAAGCAUGCCUCAGUGCAUGCAGCCUUUUUGGGGACACACAAGGGCCAAUAGAACUACUUCAUGCCCGCGGCGAACUAUUGGUGCUCCCCUCUGAACGACGGACGUGUACGCUUCUCCGCAAUAUCAAGUCGUUGUCACCAGAGGGAGAGCCCGCCAACAUACGGCAGACACACGGUCCGCUAUCUUUCUUUCGGCUUUCGGGCAUCGCCUUCGAACCAUACAUUUCAUCCCUCCGCAUGAACGACCUGCGCACCGUCACUAUAGCCCAGGAGGACAUCGAUCAUUCGGCUUUUCUCAAUAGUCUGUCAUCGACCGCCUCCUGCGUCCGUCGCAUGGAAAUUUGGCUCUCGGAGAGCCUUGCUUCCUUGCACGCUCUUGCCAAUUCCGUUGACGGGAAGUUCCGACUGUUCCCUCUUCUCGAGGUGAUCGUUCUGCACGGCGUCGUAUGGUGCAGCGACGAAGUGGAUUUCUCCUCAGAGCUUACGGCGCUGACAGCGUUAAUUGAUCUCCGGAAGAGCAUGAACGCUCCGCUAAAGGAGAUUGUAGUGGCGAAGGAUGCGAAGGAAUGGGGCGUCUGGGAUGCGCUGAAGGACGAUGUACAAGUUACCUUUGCGUAG